Molecule: messenger RNA, 1482 nt
Organism: Sphenostylis stenocarpa
Lineage: Eukaryota; Viridiplantae; Streptophyta; Magnoliopsida; Fabales; Fabaceae
Source: the annotation of a GenBank genome assembly
AUGACUCGCCUCAGCUCCGAACAAAUUUUGAAGGACAACAAUGUCUCCGACCCAACUUCCGUUACCACUCUUCAUCUCACUCACAGAGCUCUUUCCGAUAUAACGUGCUUGGCCAACUUCAUAAACUUGGAAAAGCUUGACCUUAAGCUCAACAACCUCACUUCACUUGAGGGGUUGAGAUCAUGUGCCAAUUUGAAGUGGCUAUCCGUUGUAGAAAACAAAUUGGAAAGCUUGGAAGGAAUUCAAGGACUCACUAAGCUGACUGUGCUAAAUGCAGGCAAAAAUAAGCUUAAAUCUAUUGAUCUGGUCACAUCAGUUGUUAGUCUCCGAGCUCUGAUUUUGAAUGAAAAUGAGAUUUCAUCCAUUUGCAAAUUGGAUCAGUUGAAAGAAUUGAACACUCUUGUUCUAUCAAAAAAUCCUAUCCGUAAAAUUGGUGAUGCUCUGCUGAAGGUGAAAGCAGUCACGAAGCUUUCCCUCUCUUAUUGUCAGCUUCAGGGUAUUGACACCUCACUCAAGUCUUGUGUCGAGUUAAGCGAGCUCCGCCUUGCUCACAAUGAUAUUAAGUCUCUUCCAGAUGAAUUAAAGCUAAAUUCAAAACUCCGGAAUUUAGAUGUGGGGAAUAAUGUGAUCACGAGGUGGUCAGAAGUAAAGGUUCUCAAAUUGCUCACAAAUCUGAGAAAUCUUAAUCUACAAGGAAAUCCUGUUGCCACAGUGGAUAAAAUUACAAGAAAGAUUAAGAAAGCACUGCCAAGACUACAGAUAUUCAAUGCUAGACCGGUAGAUAAAGAUGCUGAGAAUAAGCAAGGUGGCGAAGUUGAUGCAACUCAUGAUUUUCCAGUUGAUCAGGCAGGUCAAAAUUUGAGACAUAGCAACAAAGAAAAUAAUGCAAGAUUUCGUACAACAGAUAAAAAGAAGGAUGAUCAUCUUGAAGCCGCGGGUGAUCUUGACUCGGAGAGAAAAUCAAGUAAGAAAAGGAAGAGAAUUGUUGAUGUAUCCAAGAAGGAAGACAGGGUGAUUGCUGAGGGAAAUAAAGCUCAUAAAAAGGAUAAGGCAGACAGAAAGAAAGACAGUCAUAUAGUUACGGUUGAUUCUGACAGAGAAAAUAAAUCAAUCAAGAAAAAGGUAAAAAAGGAUGGCAAGCCCUUGGACAACAAGAGUUUUAUUCCUGAGGAGAAUGUUUCUAAGGCUGAGAAGAAACCGAAGAAAAAACGUAAGAAUGAGGAACAAAGUGAACUCGACAUUAUUGAUGAUGCAGAAGCUUCAUUUGCAGAGCUUUUUAAAAUCAAUGAUGCAGAAAAUCUAAAUCAUGGUGAUGAAAUGAAUGCAGAUGGCAAAGUGCCUAAGGAUGUGAAAUUGGUCGGAAGCACAGUAACCUCAUUUGCCAAACCUAAGAAUACUAAAAUGCAGAAUAUGGAGUCUCUAUCAUUUCCAGUAGAAGCAGAUAUUGGAAGUGGAGGGCCAUCAACAUGGGGUGAUGAGUGA